This is a messenger RNA of Hyla sarda, 1781 nucleotides long. Its product is annotated as LIM zinc-binding domain-containing Nebulette. Gene Ontology annotation, cellular component: focal adhesion. NCBI's taxonomy places the organism in Eukaryota, Metazoa, Chordata, Amphibia, Anura, Hylidae. The transcript is spliced from 8 exons. The record is from RefSeq and is a predicted model, not a curated record. The coding region runs from base 267 to 1190 and encodes 307 amino acids. Gene Ontology annotation, molecular function: actin filament binding.
CACACACAUCUGCCUUGGGACUGCAGUGUGAUCUAUUCUGCCUCCAGCUGAUCAGCACUCCCUCCGCUCACUGACAGCUCCCUGUGCUGUGGAGACCCCCGACAACAUCAGAGCUAAGGGGGGCACUUUUUUUAAUUUAUUUUUCUAUUUUAUUUUUUAUUAUUAUUAGCAUUUUUUUUUUUUUUUUAUAUAUUCCCUCUCGGUCUUUUAUUGCCAAAAAAAUAAAUAAAAUUAAAUUAAAAUUGCUUUAAAGAGUCCGAGAGAAAAUGAACCCGCAGUGCGCCCGCUGUGGCAGAGUGGUGUAUCCCACCGAAAAAGUCAACUGCUUGGACAAGUAUUGGCAUAAAGGAUGUUUCCAUUGUGAGGUUUGCAAAAUGACUUUAAACAUGAACAGCUACAAGGGGUACGACAAGAAGCCCUACUGCAAUGCACACUAUCCUAAACAGUCCUUUACCACUGUGGCAGAUACUCCAGAAAACCUUCGACUGAAACAACAGAGCGAAAAUCAGAGUCAGGUAAAAUAUAAGAAAGACUUUGAAGAAAGUAAAGGACGAGGCUUCAGCAUUGUCACAGACACGCCGGAGCUACAGAGACUCAAAAAGACCCAAGAGCAGAUCAGUAAUAUAAAAUAUCAUGAAGACUUUGAGAAGACGAAAGGAAGAGGCUUCACCCCAGUACCAGAUGACCCAGUGACGGAGAGAGUAAGGAAAAACACACAGAUUGUUAGCGAUGCUGCUUACAAGGGCGUCCACCCCCAUGUAGUGGAGAUGGACAGACGACCAGGAAUGGUUGUAGACCUUAAGGUUUGGCGUACUGACCCAGGUUCUAUUUUCGACAUUGACCCACUGGAGGACAAUAUUCAGUCUCGGAGCCUUCGUAUGUUAUCUGCCCCUGUUCUCCCUGGUGCCUACCAUCCUUCCCAGUCUCAAGGCUUUGGCUACAUGCCGCAGUCCAGUAUGUCCUCUAUGAGGUCAAUGCAUUCUCCACAUGCACAUUCAACUUCUCCAAGUAUGAGAACAUUCAGAGCCAUGUACGACUACAGCGCUCAAGACGAUGAUGAAGUUUCCUUCAGGGACGGUGACUAUAUUGUCAAUGUUCAGUCAAUUGAUGAAGGAUGGAUGUACGGGACAGUGCAGAGAACUGGGAAGACGGGCAUGCUGCCAGCCAACUAUAUCGAGCCUGUUAACUGAGAACCGGGCGCUCCUUCCCGUUCCGGCAAUCGGCAUACAUUUUAUUUUUAUGUGAUGGAUCACCACGAUCGUGGAUACAAUUAUUCUUUUAAAAAUGUGCAAAACUAAGUUUAAUUUUUUUAAGCACUAGCAUCAACCUCUAUGACAAUACAAGAAGCUUUUAGAUAAAAUGCUCUUCUCCUUGUAAGAAUUACAGGGACUAUACAAACAAACCGUCCUAGACUUAGUUGAAUGUUGUAUAUUCUAAUGGGAUUUUUCUUCCUUAUGUGACCUAUUUUUUCAUAGUUAACCUCAGAGGGCUGGUAAUUGCUGACAAUCUCGGAUAUAGCAGUGGCAUAAUGUAGAUUAUAUAUAUAUAUAUUUAGGAUUAAGAUGUAUUCAGAUGCUUCUGCUAUAUUCUCUUCUCUGUGCAUUGGUUAGUAUUGCACCAUUAGUCAAAUGGAAUUUAACCUCUCAAAAUUUUAUUCUAAUUUAACACUAAAUAAUAUAUUAGAAUGAUAAGAAUUUAGUAUUUAUAAUCAUGAUAUAGUCCAUACUUUCCAAAAGUUCCUUGUGAUUGCAUUGAAACUGAAAGGAGAUCCCCAUUGUACA